This is a messenger RNA of Paramecium pentaurelia, 273 nucleotides long. NCBI's taxonomy places the organism in Eukaryota, Ciliophora, Oligohymenophorea, Peniculida, Parameciidae. The record is from the annotation of a GenBank genome assembly.
AUGAUUGUAAUAGCUGAUCUACAAAAUAAUCAUAUUGUAAUUCAGCAUAAAAGAUGUGAAGAUUUUGUGGCUAGUUCUGGUAAAUGUUUAGAUACAUGUACUAAAAAUUUUUAGAAUAAUUUUUUGUGUACUAAAAAUUUUUAGAAUAAUUUUUUUGUGGAGGGAUUCAAUUUAGCAAUUGUAAUAAUUCUAAAUAUUGUUUAAAUGCUUUAACUAUUAAUGAAUAAUGCUAUGAAAUAUUAUCAACGAAAAAAAUGUUUGAGUUUUUUUUGA